GCUGUUGUCGUUGUUCUUGUUGUUGUUUGUUGGUGUAUUCAUUUAACCGCGACCGGAAGUACUUCCUCCUCUAGAUAUCAUGAGUAUAACAUCGAUCAUAUUUAUCCGUGCAUCCACUGUACCGCAAUCCAUUCUCGCAUAACUUUCUUCGAAAUGAUAUUUAUGAAAACAGACGCCGCAAACACUUCCGACUUGAAUCUUUUGCAAAUAAGUGAAUAUAACGCAAAAGAAAGAAAGGCUGUGGGUGAAGUAAAUUUGAAGAAAGGCAAUGAUGAAAUUAUCCACCAGACGAGAUGACGGAGAUGACGUUGACGACUAAUAAAUGCCGCCGAUAAUUUGAAGUCCAAUGGCUGACGGAUGGAGAAAUUAUACAAUUUAGUUGCAUUUGCAAACGCAUAUUGAAUAAAACCGUAGUGGCGCGUUCGGUUCGGUUGGUGGCGAUCAUCAUCAGCGUUCGGUAUCGCAUCUGUGGUGACAUUGAAAAUGUCCCAAACAGCAAAUUAUUUUCGAAAUUUAUUUGUGUUCUAUUCAAUAUUACGUCUAUGCAGCAGCAGCAGCGGUUGGCAUGGUGUGGGUGCCUCAACGCGAUACAAUGUUGUAAUGGUCAUAUUUGAUGAUUUAAGACCGGCCUUGGGAGCCUAUGGCGAUCGUUUGGCCCAGACACCGAAUUUGGAUAAAUUUCUGAAUGGAAGCUUCUAUUUUACGAGGGCGUAUAGUCAGCAAGCCCUGUGUGCACCCAGUCGAAAUUCCCUGCUGACCAGUCGCCGUCCAGAUACUCUACAUCUCUAUGAUUUCUACAGUUAUUGGCGUACCGCAAGCGGCAAUUUUACCACCUUACCUCAAUAUUUUAAGACCCAGGGCUAUUACACUUACUCGAUUGGAAAAAUAUUCCAUCCAGGUGUGUCAUCGAACAACAGCGAUGACUAUCCCUUAAGUUGGUCCACAUCACCAUUUCAUCCAAAAUCCGAACGCUACAUGAACUCGCCUGUGUGUCCCGAUAAAUUGGGGAUGUUAAAACGGAAUCUUAUCUGUCCGGUGGAUCUGAAAACCCAACCCUAUAAGACCUUACCCGACAUAGAAUCCACAAAUGAGGCCAUACGUUUUUUGCGGACAAGACCCAAAACCAAGAGGCCUUAUUUCCUGGCCCUGGGCUAUCAUAAGCCGCACAUCAAUUUUCGUUUUCCCAAGGAAUAUCUACAGCGAUUUAAGGUAGAUGAAUUCCUAAAUUACACAACGGAUAAAUAUAAACCCCAUGAUAUGCCCAAGGUGGCCUGGAAUCCAUAUACCGAUAUUCGGAAGCGGGAUGAUAUAAAACAUUGGCACAUACCCUUUCCCUAUGGUCCUAUUAAGAAACUACAACGGGCAAAGAUAAGACAAGCCUAUUACGCGGCAGUGACUUAUGUGGAUGAUCUCUUUGGCAAGUUCAUGGCUGAGGUGGAUCUGAGCAGCACAAUUGUUUUGGUUACCAGUGACCAUGGUUGGUCUCUGGGGGAGCACGCGGAAUGGGCGAAAUAUAGUAAUUUUGAGGUGGCCCUAAGGGUACCAUUAAUAAUAAAAAGUCCAGAAUUUUCCAAAGGCACCACAGCCAUUCAUGAGUGUACCGAACUGCUGGAUAUAUUCCCCACCCUGGUGGAUUUGGCCCAUUUAGCGCCAAUACCCAAAUGUCGGAAUGAUAAGUCAGUGGCUCAACAGCUCACCUGCACACAAGGAAAGAGUUUAUAUCCCCUAAUGAAGGAUGGUAUUGGGGUUUCAGAUAAGGAGAUCUAUGCCUUAAGUCAAUAUCCCCGACCCGGCAAGAUUCCCACCCAGCAUCCGAACAGCGAUAAACCGAAAUUGAAAAAUAUCAAAAUAAUGGGCUACUCACUGAGAACGGAGAAAUUUCGCUACACGCUAUGGGUGGAGUUUAAUCCAAGGAAUUUCACAAGGGAUUGGUCCAUUGUCUACGGCGAAGAAUUAUACGAUCAUCGUCUCAACGACUUGGAAGAGGUGAAUUUGGCCAAAUGGCCACAAUUUAAUGAUAUACGAAUGGAGCUUCAAGAGAAACUAAUACAAGCUGUUACCAAAUAAUAUAAUUUAGAUGUACCAGCAACAACAACAACAGCAAAAGCUACAGUUACCGUUAUGGAGUGUUAACCAGCUUAUGUAUUAAAUGCAUGGUUUUGUAGUAAAUUAUUUUUGUUUUGUAUUUUUUUUUCCUUAACUUUUGUAGUUAUGUUGUCUGGUCGUCUGGCGUAUAAUUUUCUCAAAGAAUGAAUGAACGAACGA
Musca domestica (house fly) is the source of this 2265-nucleotide messenger RNA. It is a transcript of the gene Ids, whose product is annotated as iduronate 2-sulfatase. The transcript is spliced from 4 exons. The record is from RefSeq and is a predicted model, not a curated record. Lineage: Eukaryota; Metazoa; Arthropoda; Insecta; Diptera; Muscidae. Gene Ontology annotation, molecular function: iduronate-2-sulfatase activity. The coding region runs from base 484 to 2067 and encodes 527 amino acids.